Nezara viridula (southern green stink bug) is the source of this 2105-nucleotide messenger RNA. NCBI's taxonomy places the organism in Eukaryota, Metazoa, Arthropoda, Insecta, Hemiptera, Pentatomidae. The record is from the annotation of a GenBank genome assembly.
CUCAACCCUGUUUAACCAGUUAUUGUACAAUACGUUAUCAGUACUGUUUUGGUAACCAGCCGUCAGAGCGAUACACGUCACCAGUCGACUCAGUGUGGUAUAUUUACGUGACCGAAAGUAAUCUGUUCUUUUUAAAAAACGUUAAACGACUUGUUAUCGCAGUUCAUUAAUCAUGGAAGUUAAAAAGGAACGGGCACGUGCAGCAAACUUCACCAAAGAAGAAGAGAACUUACUGUUAAGAAUUAUUAAUAAUCAUAGUGAUGUUAUUGAAAUCAAACUGACGGAUUCGGUGACAAAUUCAAUGAAAGCUCGUGAGUGGAAAACAAUUGCAGAAGAAUUUAAUGCCCAAAACCUUGGACAGUUAAGGGACCCUAUAUCAUUAAGGACGAAAUAUGAAAAUAUCAAAAGAAAUGCCAACAAGAAACUUAGGGAAAAAAAGAUAAGUAGGAUAAAGAUGGAAGGUGGUCCUGAAGAAAUUGUUAUUUCGGAUGAUGACGAGACCCAGCUUUUGCAGGUUAUAGAGCCCAAAGCUGCAGGGUUUCAGUACACAUAUGGAGACGAUGAUGUAACUCACAACAACCGAAUAACAACAUCUUUGUUUAUGGAAGUUGAGGAUGAUUCUGUUAAUGAAAUGGAUACUAAAUCCAGUAUUGUAGUGGGUCCUAAGGUUGAGGCUUCUCAAGAUAACGAAUCUUUGGAAAUAGCAGCCUUUACUACUUCACCCAUUUUUCCACAUUCUUUAGCAACCCCUAGCAGUAUGGGCCAAACUUUAGUUGGGCAAGCCAGCAAAUCUCCAGAGGCCACCCCAUAUGAGUUUCAACCUGUUGAUCCAACACGGCUUCCUUCCCUUGAUGAAUUCUCCCUUCCAGUGUUGAGAACCCGAAAGAGAGGUCAUACACUUGACAAGAUCUCAGCUUGGGCAAUAUCAAAGGCUGCUAUUGCUGAACAAGAGCAAAUUUUUAAAAAAGAACUGCAUGAGCAGAAAAAGCGACAUUUGGAGGAGGAACAUUUAUUGAGGAUAAAAAUCUUGGAGCAACAACUACGUCAUGCGGAGGAGCAGCAGUCGUGGCUCCAAGUGGAACACCUUGAAAAGUUGAAAAACAUUAAAUCAACUCAAUAGUUAAUAUUAUUUUGUAUAAUGGAUUGUAUUCUAAAUAGACUAUUUAUUACGUCUGUAACUAUACAGAAUAGUUAUUGAACUAUUCAGAUUUUAGAAUCUGUUUUUACUCGACUAAGUGAAGCAACACCAGGGUUGUUUGUUUGGAUGAUCCACUAAAGCUAUGUAAUGAAUAUUUGAGCGAUCAUCAAUUACACUUUGUAAUUUGAUAGCUCAAAUUAUUCGGUGAGAUCCCCUGAAUGUUUUGAAACAACUUGAGUUGAAAAUACUGAUCCAUGAUUGAAUAAAAAGUGUUAAAUCAAUUUUCUAGAAGGUGUGUUACGAUGUUUUCAGCAAAUGGCUGCAGCAUUUUUAAAAUUUAAUAUCAUAAAUUAUUCUGUGAGAUCCCGUGAGGUUUUUGAAAGAAUUUGAGCACAACAUUGUAGCAAUUUACUGCGUAUAGUGUAAGAAAAAGAAGAGUAUAAGAAAGGCAUGUCAUUUUUUUUUUUUUAGCGGUGGCUUAACCAAUUUAUAACUUUGACAGCUGUAAUUACUCAAUGAGAUCCCAUGAAUGUUUUGAAACAAUUUGAGCAUAAGAUACUAAAAAAUGUUUUAUUAUAUUUUAAUCAUCUUAAUUAUUAAUUGAUUGAAAUGGUAUCAGGUGAUUAUAUGUUAUGAAAACAAAUUGUUAAUACUUAUAAAACUAAAAAUAUUUGAAAAAGUUAAAAUAUAUUGAUUGAUAAAAAAAUUUUAAUUAAAAAAUAAGCAACUUCACAAAUUACUCUAUCUGUCUUAAGGGACAUAAAAUGAUGUAUAUCUACAUAAAAAUAUAAGUUGGUUUAUUAGUGUCUAUGAAUAUUGAAACUUGGUGAAAUAGUCGGGUGGCUUCCAUUACAUUACAGCUCUUUCUGUUCCAUACAUAUAUGCAUGUUCUCAGUAAGCUACUGGGAUAGUAUGGAGUGUAAGAAAAAUAUGAGAGAAAGCGAUUCUAUAACAAAUGGAAUCCAGG